Aaosphaeria arxii CBS 175.79 is the source of this 1922-nucleotide messenger RNA. RefSeq names its product aldehyde dehydrogenase. NCBI's taxonomy places the organism in Eukaryota, Fungi, Ascomycota, Dothideomycetes, Pleosporales. The record is from RefSeq and is a predicted model, not a curated record. Gene Ontology annotation, molecular function: aldehyde dehydrogenase (NAD+) activity. The transcript has a single exon. Bases 161 to 1675 code for a protein of 504 amino acids.
CAUUGGUAGUGCUCGACGACAUCAUCGCCGAGGCACCGACCGACUAGCUUGAAAGAUUUCCAACACCCUCUCAUUUCCUCCCCAUCCUCUGAACUUUCAUCUCAAAACCUCUUCAACACUUCCUCCACCCUGCGACACCUCACCCCUCACCACUCACACCAUGUCUCUCCCGUAUCCUCCACGGUUCGCUUACUACGACGGGAAACUCCAAGCCGCCUCCUCCACAUCAUCAUUCCAUUCAGUCGAUCCAGCAACCUCUCAACCGCUCGCACACAUCCACACCACUACCCGCUCCGCAAUCGAUUCUGCCAUAACUUCCGCCCAAAGGGCUUUUCCUGCAUGGUCUGCAACACCCGCCAUUGAGCGAGCCCGCAUCCUACAGAAAGCCGCCUCCAUCCUUCGAGCCCGCAACGACGAGCUGGCCAGGGUCGAGACCUCAGACACCGGCAAACCUUUCUCCGAGACCUCCACAGUCGACAUCGUGACGGGCGCCGACGUCCUCGAAUACUUUGCCAACCUCGUCGGCAGCGGCGGUCUCAAUGGCGAGACCAUCCAGUUGCGACCCAAUGCCUGGGUCUAUAGCACCAACAACCCUCUCGGCGUGUGCGCAGGCAUCGGCGCGUGGAACUACCCCAUCCAGAUCGCUCUGUGGAAGAGCGCACCCUGCCUAGCAGCGGGCAACACCAUGGUCUACAAGCCGUCCGAGUUCACGCCCCUCCACUCGACCCUCCUUGCCGAGAUCUAUGCCGAAGCAGGCGUACCCCCAGGCGUCUUCAACGUCGUCCAGGGCUCCGGCGAAGUGGGCGCAUACCUGACCACUCACCCUUCCAUCGCCAAAGUCAGCUUCACUGGCCAGGUGAGUACGGGGCAGAAGGUCGCAGGCAGCGCCUCGGGGGGCAUGAAAUACGUGACUAUGGAGCUCGGCGGUAAGUCCGCUUGCGUGAUCUUACCUGAUGCCGACAUCGAGUCGGCCGUUGACGGAGCUAUGAUGGCCAACUUCUUCUCCACGGGCCAGGUCUGCACGAACGGCACCCGAGUCUUCGUGCCUGACUCUCUCAAAUCCAAAUUCGAGUCUCGACUGCUCGAGAAGAUGCAACACAUCCGGGCCGGCGAUGUCCUGAACCCUAGCACCAACUUCGGCCCCCUAGUCAGUAAAGUGCACUGGGAGAAGGUCCAGAGCUACAUCCGCCAUGGCGCUGAAGUCGACAAAGCAACCCUCCUCUACGGUGGUGCGAAAUUCCCCAGCUUCUCCUCUGCCCAUUCAGUCCCGGAGACCUACAAACAAGGCUUCUGGAUCCAUCCCACAAUCUUCACAGACUGCACCGACAACAUGAAGAUCGUCCAAGAAGAAAUCUUCGGCCCAGUAAUGACCAUUCUGUCUUACAAGAACAUCGACGAGGUGGUAGCUCGCGCUAAUGACACACAUCUGGGCCUCGCCGCUGGCGUCUUCACCCGGGACCUCAACCUCGCGCACAGCGUCAUCGCCCGCCUCGAGGCAGGCAUUACAUGGGUUAACACGUGGGGCGAGUCGCCAGCGGAAAUGAGCGUCGGAGGGUGGAAGAUGAGCGGGGUUGGGGUCGAGAAUGGGAAGAAGGGCAUCGAGGCUUGGGUCAGGAAUAAGAGCACGCUUGUUGAUAUGGCUGGUGAGGUUCCUACUGUCUUUGCAAAGUUGUAAAGACGCGAUAAAAAUUCGUGCUAUGAAUCUAUGGAAAUAAGCAUACCUUUUUACUCUAGGCUUAUGUUGUACACUUUUUCACCUUGUGUUAUUUUACUAAAAGGCAUCUAGAUGUUGCAUGGCGCAACAUCGUACAUCGGUAUUAUUUAACGAGUCUACAAAUCACAAACGCACAUAUACAUUAUCUCCCUCUCUUUCUCCAGGUGGUGAUAACGAAAAGAUAGGAGGCCGAGGGUUGAGGGAGUAA